Messenger RNA from Ceraceosorus guamensis, 2496 nucleotides. Its product is annotated as ABC1-domain-containing protein. Bases 229 to 2400 code for a protein of 723 amino acids. The record is from RefSeq and is a predicted model, not a curated record. The transcript is spliced from 4 exons. Lineage: Eukaryota; Fungi; Basidiomycota; Exobasidiomycetes; Ceraceosorales; Ceraceosoraceae.
UCACAAUCUUGCCCAACAUCUCUGUGGAGACAACUUUACAGCAUCUCACCACACCGCACGUAUACCCUGGUGGAGAUGGACCUCGCGAGGUAUUUGGCUUGACCAACUUCUUUUCCCUCCCCCGGCCAUUACGACAGCUCGAAGACUUGGGCGGAGGCAGCCACACGAGGCAGCACCCCGGAGCAGAUACUUCGGGACGCCAGUUUCUUGUGUAGAGAACGGUUCACUAUGUCACGAUGUUUGAUCAACAGCGUAGCGGGACAUUCCGUCCUUAGUGGAAGUAGAGAGCUCCUCCAUUCACCAAACACUUCGGCAAGGCGAGCUGUCAGUGCUCACCUCAAUCUCUACGCAUGGAGAAGGUCCGCUAAGACUUCCGAACUGCACACGACGGCAUUUCGCCUGGCUUCAUCGUCGAACGAGACAGCUAGGCGCAGCAAUCCGGCUCCUGGUAGCGGUGACACAACAUCUGCCGGUCCCUCACGCUCAUCUUCAAAAGCGGGACCGAGUGGGGAGGCAUUGGAUGAGGCCAAAGGUGUCGAGACAUCGAGCACGUUAGGCAGCUUGGAGCGAAAGCCAAGUUCAGCGUCGCAAGCAGCUUCAGCCGUGACAUCACGGAGUGCCGCAGCCGAUGAACAGCAUAUUCAAGGGGUUUCUGAGAAUGUAGGCCGCAAUAGCGACCAAAGUCAGCCGAGACAGGCGAAGCGGAGAAGGCUGCCGCUGAUACUGGCUUUGCUGGCGGGAGCUGGUGCUGGACUGUAUGGUGUGGACGAGUAUCUGAAUGCUAGGAUCUUGCAAAGGAACAUCAGGACACUUUGGUGCGGACUUACCAUAGCUCUGGACUACAAAAUCAAUUUUGACCCUAAGAACGCAGAGAGCGUCGCAGCCCUACACGAGCGGUGUGCGGACCGCCUUCUAGCAGUCUGCGAUGAGAAUCAAGGUUUAUACACCAAGUUGGGGCAGGCAGUAGCGAGUAAUAGCUUCAUCCUUCCGAAGCCUUAUGCUCAACUUAACAGAUUAUUGGAUGACGCCGAGAGGAUGCCUUGGGAGAUCGUGAGGAAGGUUCUCGAGGGCGAGCUGGGGGACCGGCUCGAGCAGGUCUUUGAGAGCAUCAACGAGAAGCCGAUAGCGGCGGCCUCGAUAGCCCAAGUGCACCUGGGCAUCCUAAGAGGAAAUGGUGACGAAGAAUCCCGCAAGGUCGCAGUCAAGGUCCAACGGCCGCAAAUCAGGGCACAGGCGUACUGGGACCUGUUGUGUUUCCGCAUCCUCUUGCGGUUUUAUGAGCAGAUUUUCGAGCUCCCCCUGUCGUAUUUUGGGCAGUACAUUUCUGACCAGAUUCUGCAAGAAACUUCUUUCGUCCACGAAGCGGAGAACUCGGAGCAGCUGCGCAAGUACAUUGCUACGGAUCCUCUCAAGCUUGUUCGCGAUACCGUAUCGGUGCCUAAGGUACACCGCGACUUGUCGGGGGAGCGCGUGCUCGUGAUGGAGUACGUGUCUGAUGCCGUCAAGAUGACGGAUCAGAAGGGGAUGGAAAAGCUAGGUCUGUCCGUUAGAGAUGUAGCAAAGUCGGUUUGUGAAGUUUUUGCGAGUCAAAUCUUUCAGUACGGGCUCGUGCAAGCAGACGGACACGCUGGCAACAUUCUCGUUAGGAAGAACCCGCAGUAUGAGAACGCCAGCAUCUUCAAAAGUGCAGCCAAACCUAAGCAUCAAGUGAUUCUGAUUGACCACGGGCUCGUCAUCCCUCUGUCCGAGGACUUUAGGAGGCAAUACGCCAAGCUGUGGAAAGCCAUCUACCAGGUCGACCUGCCGACAUUGGAAAAGAUCACUCAGUCAUGGGGCAUGGGAGAGGGGUCGUCGGAGCUUUUUGCGAGUGCUACAUUGAUGAAGCCCUGGAGCAAGCCCAAGACGGAUGCAGAAAAAGCAGAAGCUGCAAAGAAACGCGCACAGGAUCCUCGGUCGGAUGCGGACAUUCAAAAAGAGCGCAUGAAGAGCUUCCUCGUCCAAGUGGAGCUGACACCCAAAGAGUUGAUCUUUGUUGGUCGGUCUAUGCGCAUCAUUCAAGCCAAUUGUCAGGUGCUUGGAUCCCCGGUCAAUAGGCUCAACAUUCUGGCUAGACACGCAGCCUCCGCCCUCGUCUCCCCGAAGAGUCCAAGUCUGAAAGAACGUGUAGACAGUCUACGCUUCAAGACUGCUUUGUUCAUCAUUGACGGCGCUUUCUUGACCUCUCGUUUGGUUCACUGGUUGUCCCUCUUGUUCAGAAAUCCCCUAGGAGCACUGGGUCUACGAGAAUUGGCACCGACGGAGAAGCGCAAAGGUUUAGAGGACGACUUGGCACGUGGUAUGCAAGAGAUGGGAGAGGAGUAUGGCUUGGACCUUUCGGACGCAUUUGAGAUGGAACAGUAGCACUUGCAAUAGAGCAUCAUUUCCUUUCGUCAAACAUGCAGCACUGAAGGGGCACGAACGCUUCCAAGACAAAUGCAGAUGCAUUCUCCGCGCCGC